CCAGUUUAACUUCUCUUUCAGAAGUAUUUAAACUGCUACCCUCCUGUUCUAAAUCGUCGUCUUCGUUGCUGUGUACUACAAUUAUGCUUUUUCAACUCGUCUGCAUAUUAGCUGCCUCUGUGCAAGGUGGCCUCACACAGGAUAGGCCUACACAAGAGGUGAAGUCAGUUUGUGGAGAGGACUCAAUUCUGAAAUGUAAAGCAAUAUGUAAGCCUGGGGUCCAAUACCGGGCGGUGAGGUGGUAUAAGCUGGGUGAGGAGCCCUCUAAUAAGGAGUCUGGUCUAUUGAUGAAGAGGCUAUCACCUAACAGCACCACCCUAUGGUACGCAGGCCUGGAGCGUAAAGUGGAACUUUUGGCUGAUGAUUCUUUCGAYAUCUUGCUGCCCAAUGUAACGGCUGUUGAUAGCGGGAGGUACAAGUGUCUCCUGGCAGCACCUGUAGGAGAGCAGAACCAGGAGGGCCAGGUUCACCUCAGAGUGACAGGUUGCCUUGAGUCCACAGACCAAUCAGAAGAAAGGGAUACCAUUCUAGUUCUUUCCAUUGUGGGGAUUGUGGCGGCAUUGCUGAUAUUCACCAUCAGCUAUGUCAUCCUAAGGAAUAUGUUAUUGCAAAGGAGUAAGAAGUAUCCACAAGAACCACUUCUAGAUGCACCCCUUGAGAAGAAAGAUUUAAUGUUGAUCUACACUCCGGGGCCAAACUGGUCGAGACAGGGUUCCAUAAAACAUGUCUGUGUGUGAGAGCCUGUUCUGCUAGUUUGGGCUCAUUGUAUACUUGAAUGUUAAGAGGAAAUGCAGAGAAAGACUAGGGCACGUUUGAAGCUGAGCAACGAGUCUAUCAUGCUGACCACACCGCUUGCGUUAUGUGUGUGAGCGUGGCAAAAUAAAUGUACACAUACCUGUUAUUCAACAAUUUCAUCCAAACUGCUCGCGCGCAUCAAUGAGCGCCUGCGUAGCAAGGCGCUAAAAUAGACGCUUUAUGCGCUGCAAGUCCAGCUUCUCCCAUCUCCUCAUUGGUUUUUCAGAGCAUAUACCCACAUGGGUGAUUGAAAGAUGAACUGCGAUCCACACGCCAGCCCAGUUGGUGGUGGUAAUGCACCUUAAAGUUGGUUGUCAAACGCCAUAUAAAGUCAGAAGAAGACUGACGGAGGAGAGAUUACUAGAAACGAACUAAGUUUACCCUUUUAUCUGUGGAUUGUCAGAGUAGAGGACCUUGUGCAUUUCAGGUAAAAUAACAACCCGAUACUUUUACUUUCCAGGAGAAGAGUUCACCUCUAGAGCAGAUGGAGGCAGACAACCCUCUGGCUGGGACUGUAGAACUAAGAUGUUUAGGCUUUUCAAAGAAAUUAAACAGAAACAGUAGCCUAUACCCUUUCACUCAGGCAGCCAAACAGCAGUACAAAGUCAGGCUAGAACAGCAGUUCUCCAGCAAUGAUUGAUCGUCUGCAGCAUUCACACACCUGUGAUGCGCAAGCAGCAGGACCUGGUGAAGGGACCCACGAUCUAAGCCCCAAGAUCUAACCUCAAUAAGGAGCUUCAGGAAGGGGUGCAGGAAUGGUCCAUGAUGAGGGAUCAUUCUGGAGGGUUGCUUCAUGGCAACGUGGGGAUUAAUCCCAUUUACAUUUGAGUCAACCCAGGAAUUGAAGUUGACAUUGAGUUGGGAAAUGACCAAUGUGAACAGCAUUGAUCUUUUAGAAUUGCAUGCCUAAUUCAAUUCCUGUAUUGACUGGUAUUGAAAUCGAAUUGAUUAAUUUUCCUCCAAGCACAAUGAAAGUGGGCUUUGGUGAAAAGUAAUUGGCAGAAAAUUAACUUGUAUAAAUCUCAGUUUUUUUUAAAAAUAUGAUCAGCAAUUCUGUGGAUACAUUGAAAAUGAAGAAGCCUUGUAAAUAAUUUUGUAACUAACUGUAUCCGAUGUUUGAUGUUUGAGGUGCUAAAUGGCUUUUAACAAAUCUCUACCUAUUUCACAAGACACAUUCUGUAUUUUUUUAUUUUAGUUAUAUACUGUACCUUGACUUUACAACAUUUACAGGUGAAUUUUGAGUCGGAUGAUCACAAUUAUUGGGAUGAUCACAAUUAUAUUUUUGGAUAGCUGUUUUAAUCGUUAAAUACAUAAAUACCUCUUUGCUAAUAAUCUUUAGAGUGACAAACAA
This is a messenger RNA of Salvelinus sp. IW2-2015, 2146 nucleotides long. RefSeq names its product CD83 antigen. The record is from RefSeq and is a predicted model, not a curated record. NCBI's taxonomy places the organism in Eukaryota, Metazoa, Chordata, Actinopteri, Salmoniformes, Salmonidae.